Messenger RNA from Stegastes partitus (bicolor damselfish), 1403 nucleotides. RefSeq names its product transcription factor HES-1-B-like. Gene Ontology annotation, biological process: regulation of DNA-templated transcription. Bases 379 to 1116 code for a protein of 245 amino acids. The record is from RefSeq and is a predicted model, not a curated record. Gene Ontology annotation, molecular function: DNA binding; protein dimerization activity. Lineage: Eukaryota; Metazoa; Chordata; Actinopteri; Pomacentridae. The transcript has 4 exons.
GGCAGCAGCAGCAGCAGGUUGCUUCAUACGAGCCUCCGGAUCGCAGUUUCCACGUGUUUAAAGUUAUCUUCUGGUGAAACAGUCGCUCAGCAUCCUGACAGGCAGCCAAUAGGAGCUCCCGGUCGCACGAGCCCGGCACCGCGUCCUGCGCGCUCAUUGGACGAGGCGGGCGCCCGCGCACGAGCCGCUCGCGUGCAGGCAGCGUCUCUAUAAAUAGAGGCCGAGGCGCUGGAAACAGGAGCACACUGUGCGUCAGGCUGGCGAGCGGACAGAAGUCACUCCUGACAUUUGUCAUCAGUUCGAGCUCUGCCAGGAGAAGGCGGGACUCUGCACCGACUCGCUGCUGUUUGUCUGCUCCGGCCCGUCGUUCACCUGAAGAUGCCCGCCGGGACUCUGGACAGAACAUCUCCGUCGGCGGUGGCUGCCACUCCGGCCAGUGGCGAGUCCACGCCGGAGAAACCCCGGACCCUGACAGAGAGCAGGAAGUCCUCCAAACCGAUUAUGGAGAAGCGCAGACGCGCGCGCAUCAAUGAGAGCCUGGGUCAACUGAAGACGCUCAUCCUGGACGCACUCAAGAAAGAUAGCUCCAGACACUCCAAACUGGAGAAGGCGGACAUCCUGGAGAUGACUGUGAAGCACCUCAGGAACCUGCAGCGACUUCAGAUGACUGCUGCAGUGAACACGGACCCGUCGGUCCUGGGUAAAUACCGAGCCGGGUUCAGCGAGUGUGUCGGAGAAGUCACCCGUUUCCUGUCCACGUGUGAAGGCGUGGACACCGAGGUGAGAACUCGCCUCCUCGGCCACCUGGCAGCCUGCGUGACCCAGAUCAACGCCGUGAACUUCUACGGACCUCAUCUGGGCGCCCUGGGACUCGGACAGACCGGCACCCAGAUACCAGCCACCUCACCGCCACAGAUGCCCUGCAGGAGCGCCUCCCCCGUGCACGUCCCCCCCGAGGCGAUGAAGCUGUACGGCGGCUUCCAGGUCCUCCCGACGCCAAACGGACAGUUUGCCUUUCUGGUUCCCAGCGCGGCUCUCGCUCCUCUGACUGCACAACACCACGCGUCACCUGUUGCGCCCGCCGUCACCUCGGACUCUGUGUGGAGGCCGUGGUAGGAGCCGUGGCUGUGGGGAGAAGAAAAAGGACUAUCACACAAUACAACCUAUUUUUGUACAUUUUGUAAAUGUUUUUCAGAAUCUACUUGUGAGGAAUGUGUAGACACAUUUGUGUGUUUUUUAUGUGGACUUUCUAAGAGAUAUUUUUGACCUCUUUGCUUGCUGUGAUUUUCUGUUUUUGAUACGGCACCACUCAUUUUCCUCAGUGGGUCAAGAACAUCUUUGAAACGCUCUUGAGCUGCACUGUAUUUUCUGAGAUGAAUAAAAUGUUUUUAUGAUGUUUGCAA